AGGCAUCAAUGACAGUGAUAAGCAUGGCCGAACUACUAUUUUGGUUGACACAAGUCCCCCCUGUUUACUCUGGGAGCAUGGGAGCGGACAUCAGGACAGUGGUACUUGCAUGGGGGAUCUCCAUUUUCAAACCUUGCCACCGCAAAGUCUGCUUUCAAGCCGGGAAGAAGGUAAAGUUUGUGCCGGCUCAGUGGCUUAGGAAAGGAUAUAAUUUCAAAAUGCUGGGCUCCAGAGCAUUUCUGUUGCAGGUGUGUUUGAGUUUAGUGGUUUCUACUGGCUCUUGUACCUGUAAACCACUCAAUAAUGACAUCCAAAGCGAGGACCCUGAGGGAUUCUACUCUCAGCUGUCAGAGGAAGACCUUCUAGAGGAGGAAGACACAGACUCGAGGAUGGAGAACCUCCUGGGAACCAUGAAGGAGGGCUUUUUGAGGAAACUCAACCUGUCAGAUGUUCCUCAAGAGCACAGCAAGAUCUACCCUCCUCAGUUCAUGAUGGAGCUCUACAACAAGUACGCCUCAGACAGCUCGGCAAUCCCUCAGUCUGAUGUCAUACGAAGUUUCGUUGUCCAAGAUAUCACGCUCUCUGUGACCAACGGCACAAAGUCAAAGCACAGGCUGCAGUUCAACAUCAGUGUCCCCAGCCAUGAAAAGAUCACCGUGGCUGAACUGCAGCUCUUCUUCAUCCCAGAUGCCAGGUCAAGGGUCCCCUCCCACAGUUUCAAGUCCACUAUCAAAGUUUAUGAAGUGAAUCACAACAAUUUGACACCCACAACCCAACUGCUGGUAGGCAAAGAGGUGACGGGCUCAGAGAGCAUGUGGACGACAUUUGAUGUGACCACAGCUAUUCAGAGCUGGAUCAAGUCAGGAAAUGGAGCGACUGUUUUUGAUGUGGUGGUGGACAGGAAAGACUGUUGGGCGUCAGAUAGUGGAGCAGAGGUAGCAGGCUGUUUAAAUAUGAGCAUGUCUAUUGGUGAUAACACCUCAGCGGCUUUAAUAGUCUUCUCAGAUGACCUGGGUAGCAGAAGAAGGGAGGCAAAGAAGGAACUAAGAGAGAUGAUCCUCCAUGAAGAAGAAACCAUCUUACACUCGGGCGCCGACUGGAACAGAGGAGGGCAACUUCCAAAUGAGAUCCCGGAAGCUCAGCAUUCACGGAGAAACAAAAGAAAGGCAGAGAGGGAAUACUGCCGGCGGACCUCGCUUAAGGUCAACUUCAAAGACAUUGGCUGGGACAGCUGGAUUGUGGCGCCUCCGGAAUAUGACGCCUUCGAAUGUCGAGGCCUUUGUUACCACCCGCUGACAGACGAAAUGACCCCAUCCAAACACGCCCUCAUCCAGACACUGAUCAACAUCAGGGACCCCAAGAAGGCCAACAUGGCGUGCUGUGUCCCCAUCAAACUGGACCCCAUCACAGUCAUGUAUCAGGAGAAUGGACGUCUCACUAUAAGAUACCUGUAUGAGGAGAUGAAAGUGGCAGAAUGUGGCUGCAGGUAGUUGGAGAGGUUUGGUUUCCUUUGGUAGUAGCGCAGGUAAUUGUAAUGGUUCAGAAUGCAUUUGAUUCAAGUAAAUCAAAGCAUUGGAUGAGAUAUUUUUUAAAAAUGUCAACUUCAUAGUGGCACAAAAGGAAAAGUCAUACUGUAUAUAUACUUUAUGUAUAUAUUUACACAGCAGCCAUGAAAUUAGCAUUAGAAAUUGGCACUCAGCAUUUAGAGUUUAUGCACUUCCUUUAAAUUCCCAAAACUCAAAAAUAGAAAUGAAAUGGUAUUUAGAACCUUUGAUCUUUGCUAAAAUGUCUUUUUAUUUCAUUUCACAUGGUAACACCACUGAGCAGAAAACCAAAGGAAACAGAAAAGUUUUUACACUCUAUAUUUAAUACUUACUGCCUGUACAUAAAAAGCUUAUCCUUGUAAUGCCUUGGCUUAAUAUGUUUCAACUUUAAAACUAGUAAAAUGUUUGUUUUUUGUUGAUUUUUGUUAUCGUUUGUUGUUUUUUCCUCUAGUAAAUAAUGUAAAACAACAAACAACAAAAUGUUUAAAAAAUAUAUUUUUUGUUAAUCUUAAACAGAUCCACUGAUAUUAUAUAUAAUAUUUGUUAAACAAAAAAAAUGACUAGUUGGCAUUAAUAGGAUGACAUUUAAUCACAUCUGUUCAUCUGCUAAUCCUGUGCUAGACAUGAUGUAAAUCUGUAUAUUACUAUUUUAAGUGUGAUUUGUUUAUAUUAAUAUAUAUUUUGUAGCAGUCUGCAAAUUACUGCCACGUAGACUUGUACAGGAGGUUCAGCUUAGCACAAUGGUCAGUUUAUGUAUGCUGCAUUGCUGCUGUUAUUUCUACCAUAGAAGAAACUGUCUAGAAAGUUCUGUAAUGUUAUGCCGGACAGCUGUAGCAAACUUCUACAGCGGACAUGACUGCAAGGUCUGUAUUUAUCACUGUGAGACUGACAUUUUCUAAUGUUAAAAUGAUCCCAAAUUUCACGUAAUUGCAGUUAAACAUAAGAUAAUCCUUUAUUAGUCCCACAAUGGGGAAAUUUACAACGUUUCAGUCUACCAAAUCUAUAAUAAGAUCUGCCUCCCCCUUUGUCAGAGCUGCUGACCCUAAAAUAACCCAGUCCUUCCAGCUUUAAGUGAAGAGUUUCUACUGUACUGUGUGUCUCAUGACGUCUGGUUUUGAGGUUUUCCAUCUCUGAAAUGAAUAAAUAAAAAUCUUGGGAAAAUU
Messenger RNA from Lates calcarifer (barramundi perch), 2707 nucleotides. RefSeq names its product growth differentiation factor 2 (gene gdf2). Gene Ontology annotation, biological process: BMP signaling pathway; SMAD protein signal transduction. Gene Ontology annotation, molecular function: cytokine activity; growth factor activity. NCBI's taxonomy places the organism in Eukaryota, Metazoa, Chordata, Actinopteri, Centropomidae. The record is from RefSeq and is a predicted model, not a curated record. Gene Ontology annotation, cellular component: extracellular region.